This is a messenger RNA of Aedes albopictus (Asian tiger mosquito), 1496 nucleotides long. RefSeq names its product DNA methyltransferase 1-associated protein 1 (gene DMAP1). Gene Ontology annotation, biological process: negative regulation of transcription by RNA polymerase II; DNA repair; chromatin remodeling. The transcript is spliced from 2 exons. The record is from RefSeq and is a predicted model, not a curated record. The coding region runs from base 131 to 1429 and encodes 432 amino acids. Gene Ontology annotation, molecular function: transcription corepressor activity. NCBI's taxonomy places the organism in Eukaryota, Metazoa, Arthropoda, Insecta, Diptera, Culicidae. Gene Ontology annotation, cellular component: NuA4 histone acetyltransferase complex; Swr1 complex; nucleus.
AUCCAAAAACUGGUGGUGCAUUGCAAAAAUAAUUUGGGUUUUUUUUUCAAUAGUUUUCCUGCAAAAACGAGUUAAAUGUGAGAAAACUUGAGUGAAAUAGUUAGAUUAUAGUUCCAUCUGCAUCGCCCCAAUGGCCGAUGUUCGCGAUAUCCUCGACCUGGAACGCCCGGCCACGCCGGAGCUGACCAAGGAAUCGCUACUGGCGAAGAACAAGAAAAUUUAUGAAAAAAAGCUCGCCGUAAAACGCCCCGAGGGCAUGCACCGGGAGGUGUUUGCCCUGCUGUACAAUGACAACAAAGAUGCGCCGCCGCUGCUGCCCACCGACACCGGAACCGGUUACAAACAAACCAAAGCCCGACUGGGUAUGAAAAAGGUUCGCCGCUGGCAGUGGGCUCCGUUUUCGAAUCCGGCCCGGUCGGAUGGAGCGGUAUUUCAUCACUGGAAGCGUUGCUCGGAUGAGCCGAAGGAGUAUCCCUUUGCCAAGUUUAACAAGCAGUUGGAGAUUCCCAGCUACAAUAUGACUGAGUACAACACGCACCUGAAGACAAAUCCGACAAAGUGGUCGAAGCCCCAGACGGACCACUUGUUUGAUCUGGCCAAACGGUUUGAUGUGAGGUUCAUUAUCAUGGCAGAUAGAUGGGACCGAGCGAAUUACGGCAGUAAAACGGUAGAAGAUCUGAAGGAACGGUAUUACGAGGUGAUUGGCCUUUUGAACAAGGUUCGAGGAACACCGGAAAAGAAGAUUUACGUGUUUGAUGCGGAACACGAGCGCAGGAGAAAGGAGCAGCUAAAGAAGCUGUUCGAUCGUAACGCGAAGCAGAUCGAGGAAGAACAGUCGCUUCUGAAUGAGCUGAAGAAGAUCGAAGCUCGCAAGAAGGAACGCGAGCGAAAGACGCAGGACUUGCAAAAGUUAAUUUCCCAAGCGGAUCAACAGCAGGCAGAACUUCAGCAACAGCAUGCCACCAGUUCCCAUAAGAAACACGACAAGAAGCUCAAAAAGAAGAUCCAACAACAGCCGCGUCCUUCGAAGGUUGAUUCAGUCGUCAAUGCCGUUGAAUCCGCCGGAAUCAAGUUCACGGAUCUGCGAGGAACUGGCGUUUCCCUCCGCUCUCAAAAGAUGAAACUCCCGGCCAACGUGGGUCAAAAGAAGGCCAAAGCCCUGGAGCAGGCCCUGCAAGAGUUCAAAGUGGAUCCCAGUCCGCCGCCGAUCGAGGAAAUAUGUGUCGCCUUCAAUGAGCUCCGAUCGGACAUGGUUCUGCUGUGUGAGCUGAGGACGGCACUGGCCACCUGCAACUUUGAGUUGGAGAGUCUGAAGCACCAGUACGAGGCUCUGUGUCCGGGAAAAACCCUGAAUAUUCCGGCUGCGUUGGUGAGUCCUCCGCUGGACGAUUCUGGGACGGGUGAGCUCGAUGUGUCUGGAUUAGUUUAAGGUAAGCCUAUGGAAGUUUUCUUUACAUGCUUAAAAAAUAAGUCGACUGCUUGUAUGUGUCAAAGAA